AUGCACUUCACCCGUCGCGCUGUCUCUCCGAGAGCGUCUUUUGUGUUCGAUCGCCACGUUGGGACCAUAAAUUCGUCGCUUUCAAGACGUCCUAGGAUAUCAGAGUGUCCUGAAGAAGAAGAAGAAGAGGAAGAAUUAUAUUUAUUCGGAAGUGGAGGAGACGUUGACGUUGAAGAAAUGAGGCAGCCCAUGCAGGAAGCGAUUCCAGAAAUCAUUUUGGAGGAAGAGGAAGAUGAUAAUGAUCAUUUGGUGAUGUCGGUGGCGCGACCAGUCCGCGUUCACUUCGCGGUCGACGUCGAAAACUUGCAGUCGCAUCAGUCGGUGUACGUCGUGGGAUCACCCGAUGUGCUCGGCGCUUGGGAAGCCAAACGGGCGAUGCCGCUCGUCCAAGAUCCCGACAGGAACAUGCGCUGGAAAGGAUCCAUCAUGAGCGAUGUCGAUCAGCUCAAAUUCCGCUACUUCAUCGGCUACAAUUUGAUGUCGGAUCAAGGCGAGAAACUGAUAGUUGACAAGUGGGAGGCGUUCCUUCAUCCACGCUCCACCCUGUGCUCUGCUGAAUCUCGCAACGGAGAGUGUCGUGUGGAUCGUGUGGACCUUUUCGGCUACUACGCUGGCCGAAAGUGUGUGUCCGAUGGUUGGCUACAGCACUCUGAUGAGAAUCAGAUCCUUUUGAGACUUCAUGGAAACGCACUGAAAUUCUAUAAAACUUCCAAGGAACGCAAGAAUUGUCGGGUUAAAAUGACACCGCUGGAUGUGAGAUUCAAGGCGCCGCCCAGUGGACACAUCAGUUUCAGCUACGGAGAAGACGAGGAGGAUGAGGAAGAGGAUCCGAAUAAUGCAUCUAAUAAGUGUACGCACUCAGCCACUCAUGUCGCCGUUCUCUCUGAUCCACGUCCCAAGUUCUAUGAUCAGGAAGAGACUGGAGUGGUUUUCAACAACAAUAAGGACUAUCUAGUCUUUAGAACUCACUGUCUUGCCGCGGAAUUUUUGGCGUUUUACAUUGAAAUCUUUUCGGAGGAACGGAAGAGAAUCGGCGCUUGCUACGCUCUCCCGUCCGCUCUUCAAGACGCUUCUGGAAUCAUUCACCUGCCUUUUAUCAAUUCUUCGGGACGCCCCAUCGGACAAGUGUCCAUAGAGUACCUCUGUGUUCGCGCCUUGACACGACUAGACGAACCUCAACUCAUGGAUCAGACAUAUUGCCGGCAUUGGAAGAAACGGAAUGCGUUGGAGGUCGGACAUCGAGGUGCGGGAAAUUCCUACACGAAAUUCGCUAUGGCUAGAGAGAACACGAUUCACUCGCUGAACACAGCUGCCAAGAAUGGAGCGGAUUAUGUGGAAUUCGAUGUGCAGUUGACCAAGGAUAGAAUCGCUGUGAUCUACCAUGAUUUCCACGUUUUGGUGUCUGUAGCUCGUCGAGAUGGGCAUGCGCUUCCGCCACCAACGAUGACGAGAGAGCAGUUGGAUUCGUCGAAUUUGGAUUUCCAUGAGCUCCCGGUUAAAGAUUUGAAGCUCUCCCAGCUGAAACUUUUGAUGUUGGAUCAUUUGAGCUUCCCGCAGAAGAAGGAGAAUGUCAAGAAGUUGGUGGAGGUUUUGGAAGAGGAGGAUGACUUCAAACCGUUUCCAACGCUGGUUGAAGCGCUGACCAAAGUGGAUCCGGAUGUUGGAUUCAAUGUUGAAGUCAAGUAUCCAAUGAUGCAAAAUAACGGCGAACACGAAUGCGACCACUACUUCGAGCGUAACCUCUUCGUCGACAUCAUCCUCGCCGACGUUCUGAAGCAUGCCGCGAAUCGUCGAAUUAUGUUCAGCAGCUUCGAUCCGGACAUCUGCUCAAUGGUGGCCACAAAACAGAACAAAUACCCAGUGCUGUUCCUAUGUGUCGGUGAAACCCAAAGAUACACUCCGUUCCAAGAUCAACGCACCAGCACCUCGAUGACCGCUGUGAACUUCGCCGUUGGAGCCGAUCUCUUGGGUGUGAAUUUCAAUUCAGAAGACUUGCUCAAAGAUCCGAUGCCUGUCAAGAAAGCCAACGAGUUCGGAAUGGUGACGUUCGUAUGGGGAGAGGAUCUGGACAAGAAAGAGAACAUCAACUACUUUAAAAAGGAGCUCGGCGUCGAUGGAGUCAUAUAUGACAGAAUUGGAGAGGAGGAACGCCGUCGUAACGUCUUCAUCGUUGAAAGAGAGCAGAAGCGCGCGUUGCUCAGUUGCUCCGGAGCAAGCACUCCACAACGUGCUCCGUCACCAUCGCCAGUGUCUUCUGAGAAUAAUAACACGUCGCCGCCGUUAAGCGCGAAGUUGACACGAAAUACGCAGUCUGAUUCUGCGCUUUUGGAAGAGAACGAGGACGAUGAAGUUGAGGGCCUCGCAGACAAAUUGAACAUUACUGGUUUCCAAUCGGCACCCAUGGUCUCAAUAAAGUAG
Messenger RNA from Caenorhabditis briggsae, 2418 nucleotides. Gene Ontology annotation, molecular function: glycerophosphocholine phosphodiesterase activity; starch binding. Gene Ontology annotation, biological process: glycerophospholipid catabolic process. The transcript has 5 exons. The record is from RefSeq and is a predicted model, not a curated record. NCBI's taxonomy places the organism in Eukaryota, Metazoa, Nematoda, Chromadorea, Rhabditida, Rhabditidae. Bases 1 to 2418 code for a protein of 805 amino acids.